GUGAAGAAAGCAUGUACGUCACAUUCCUCAUGACUAAAAAACUAACUCAUCUAAAAUUCCAAAUUGUAUUACCAAACAGUUAAAGCUUCUAUAAAUAUUCGAUACACCAACAAAAGAAUUCCACAUUCAGCAGAUCAUCUUCAAAUUUAUCAGAUGCUGAAGGCAGUUUCGUUGUUGGUGGUGGUUCUAGUUGUUGGAGUGACGAUCUUCGACGGCGUCGAGAGCCGGAAAACGAAACGGAGGAUUCAAGAGUCUUUCGAUUACUCAGCCAUCAGCUGCAGAGCUCACACUGCAUCGAUACUUGAUUUUGGCGGAGUGGGAGAUGGCGCCACGCUCAACACCGGUGCCUUUCAGCAAGCGGUCGAUCAUCUCAGCCAAUAUGCAUCCGAGGGCGGAGCUCAGCUCGUAGUUCCGGCCGGGAAAUGGCUUACGGGGAGCUUCAACCUCACCAGCCAUUUCACUCUCUAUCUCCACAAAGAUGCUGUCCUUCUUGCCUCUCAGGAUAUAAAGUCGUGGCCGGUGGUGGAUCCUCUGCCGUCGUACGGCCAUGGAAGGGAUACGGCUGGUGGGAGGUAUAUCAGCCUUAUAUUUGGGACUAAUCUCACUGAUGUUGUUGUCACUGGUGAAAAUGGAACAAUUGAUGGGCAGGGUGAUCUGUGGUGGCAGCAGUUUCACAAGAAGAAGUUGAAAUACACUAGGCCUUAUCUCAUUGAAAUCAUGCAUUCAGACACAGUUCAGAUAUCCAAUCUCACUUUUCUCAAUUCUCCCUCAUGGAAUGUCCAUCCUGUCUAUAGCAGGAAUGUCAUCAUCCAAGGGAUCACAAUUCUUGCCCCUGUCACUUCUCCUAAUACAGAUGGGAUCAAUCCAGAUUCUUGCACCAACACAAGAAUUGAGGACACCUACAUCGUCUCCGGCGACGACUGCAUAGCGGUGAAGAGCGGGUGGGACGAGUACGGGAUCAGCUACGGCAUGCCCACCAAGCAGCUCGUCAUCCGCCGCCUCACCUGCAUCUCCCCCUACAGCGCCGCCAUCGCCCUCGGGAGCGAGAUGUCCGGCGGCAUCCAGGAUGUCAGGGCACAAGACAUCACAGCCAUCAACACAGAAUCCGGGGUCAGAAUCAAGACAGGAGUAGGCAGGGGAGGCUAUGUCAAAGAUAUAUAUGUAAAAGGCAUGACUCUGCACACAAUGAAAUGGGUUUUUUGGAUGACCGGAAACUACGGCUCCCACGCCGACAACCACUACGACCCCAACGCCCUACCGGAGAUCAAAGGGAUAAACUACCGCGACGUCAUUGCUGAAAAUGCCACAAUGGCAGCCCGCCUCGAAGGGAUCGCUGGUGAUCCCUUCACAGGCAUCUGCAUGUCCAACGUGACCAUCGGACUGGCGGCCAAGGCCAAGAAGUACCCGUGGACGUGCACAGACGUCGCUGGGGUUACUGGAGGCGUGGUGCCGCCGCCAUGCCAGCUCCUGCCAGCAGCAGGAGAAGGAGAAGGGAUGUGUGAUUUCCCUGCAGAAAAUCUACCUAUAGAUAAUGUAGAGCUACAGACAUGUUCAUAUUAGUGUCCUGUUUCCUUGUUUGCUUCAGACAAGAAUUAUUGUGUAAUGAAACAUGCAGUUAAACUAAAA
This is a messenger RNA of Salvia splendens (bonfire salvia), 1626 nucleotides long. Its product is annotated as probable polygalacturonase. The record is from RefSeq and is a predicted model, not a curated record. Gene Ontology annotation, molecular function: polygalacturonase activity. The coding region runs from base 154 to 1560 and encodes 468 amino acids. The transcript is spliced from 6 exons. Gene Ontology annotation, biological process: carbohydrate metabolic process. Lineage: Eukaryota; Viridiplantae; Streptophyta; Magnoliopsida; Lamiales; Lamiaceae.